This is a messenger RNA of Sciurus carolinensis (gray squirrel), 930 nucleotides long. RefSeq names its product olfactory receptor 2J3-like. The transcript has a single exon. NCBI's taxonomy places the organism in Eukaryota, Metazoa, Chordata, Mammalia, Rodentia, Sciuridae. Gene Ontology annotation, molecular function: olfactory receptor activity; G protein-coupled receptor activity. Gene Ontology annotation, biological process: G protein-coupled receptor signaling pathway. The coding region runs from base 1 to 930 and encodes 309 amino acids. Gene Ontology annotation, cellular component: membrane. The record is from RefSeq and is a predicted model, not a curated record.
AUGAUGAAAAAUAUCAACACUACUUCUGAAGGAUACUUCAUUUUACUGGGGUUUUCUAAAUGGCCUCGUCUGGAAAUAGUUCUCUUUGCGGUUAUCUUGAUAUUCUACUUGAUGACACUACUAGGCAAUUUGUUCAUCAUCAUGCUGUCAUACCUGGAUUCCUGUCUCCACACGCCCAUGUACUUCUUCCUCUCAAACCUCUCUUUUCUGGAUCUCUGCUACACCACUAGCUCCAUUCCCCAACUGCUGGUCAACCUCUGGGGCCCAAAGAAGACUAUUUCCUAUGCUGGUUGCAUGGUUCAACUCUACUUUGUUCUUGCUCUGGGAACCACAGAGUGUGUCCUGUUGAUGGUGAUGUCCUAUGACCGUUAUGCAGCUGUAUGCAGACCCCUGCAUUACACUGUCCUCAUGCAUCCUCGACUCUGCCAAUCCUUAGCUUUGGCUUCUUGGGUAAGUGGUUUCACAAACUCAGCACUCCAUUCCCUCUUUACCUUCUGGGUACCCUUGUGUGGACAUUACCAAGUUGAUCACUUUUUCUGUGAAGUUCCAGCACUUCUGAAAUUGUCCUGUAGUGAUACUCAUGCUAAUGAGUUGACCCUCAUGUUCACAAGCCCCAUUUUUGCUCUCAUACCUCUCUUCCUCAUUCUAACAUCUUAUGGUGCCAUUGCUUGGGCUGCACUGAAGAUGCAGUCAACUACCAGGCUUCAGAAAGUCUUUGGCACAUGUGGAUCCCAUCUUAUGGUGGUUUCCCUGUUUUUUAUUCCAGCUCUUUUUAUAUAUCUCCAGCCACCAACAGAAAAUUCUCAAGAGCAAGGGAAGUUCAUUGCCUUGUUUUAUACUGUUGUCAAACCAAGUCUCAACUCCCUCAUCUAUACCCUCCGAAACAAAGAUGUCAGAGGGGCAGUUAGAAGACUAAUGGGGAGAGAAUGA